AUGUCGUCAGGCGCAGCUCUCGAUGUUGUAGACGCAGCAAUCGCAGACUUCCCAGGGGUAGCUAAGGGGAUGAAGGGCGAAGUUACUGUCGAAAAGCAAGAGCCAUACGGUUCGGCAUCUGAGGAGCUAAUUGGACCAAACGGCGAGCAAUACCCGUCAAGCGAAGACUGGUCGACUCUGCGACGCGUCUAUGGCAAAGUCAACUGGAUGAUUUAUGUCAUUGGCAUAGUCGAAAUGUGUGAGAGGUUUGCCUACUAUGGAACCACAGCUGUUUUUGUCAAUUUCAUCCAGCAACCCCUUCCUACCGAAGGACCUUUUCCUUCAGCUGGUGCUGCAGGCACAAAUGGCCAGGCUGGUGCGCUAGACAUGGGCCAGCAGGCUUCCACUGGACUUGUUCAAUUCAACCAGUUCUUCUCCUAUGUCAUGCCCAUGGUCGGUGGCUGGCUUGCAGACGAAUACUGGGGCAAGUUCAAGACUAUCUAUGUGGCCAUUGGGCUAGCUACCAUUGGCCACAUUCUGAUCAUCGUUGCUGCCAUUCCUCAAGUCAUCGCUACUCCAAACGGGGCGCUAGCUGCGUUUAUCCUAGGGCUGCUUUUGUUUGGCAGUGGAGUCGGCUUCUUCAAGUGCUGCAUCUCUCCCCUUGUGGCUGAGCAAUAUGAGCACAGUCACCCAAGGGCCUACCUUCGCACCGAACCAAGCGGGGAGCGCGUCAUUGUCGAUCCUGGGAUCACCAUUUCGCGUGUUUACAUGCGAUACUAUCUACUCAUUAACAUAGGCGCCCUUACUGGUCAAAUCUCUAUGGUCUAUGCUGAGAAGUACGUUGGCUUUUGGCUAUCUUACUUGUUGCCUACCAUACUCUUUGUCUUCUGCCCUCUGCUCAUGAUGGGGCUAAGCAAGCACUACGUCAAGAAGCCCCCACAGGGAGAUGUGCUAGUCAAGUCAGCAAAGCUAUACGGCUUCGCAAUGCGUGGAAGGUGGUCACUGAACCCUGUUCGGACUUGGAAGAACCUUUCGUCUCCUAACCUGUGGGAUGGCGCUAAGCCGAGUAGCCUUGCGACUAAACCCAACUGGAUGACCUUCGAUGACGCCUGGGUCGAUGAGGUGCGACGUGGGAUCAAAGCAUGCCAGGUUUUCCUUUGGCUGCCAAUCUUCUGGCUCCCCUAUGGUCAGGUCAGUCGCAGGCUUCAAUUACGAGCAACUAGUAGCUGA
Molecule: messenger RNA, 1209 nt
Organism: Ascochyta rabiei
Lineage: Eukaryota; Fungi; Ascomycota; Dothideomycetes; Pleosporales; Didymellaceae
Exons: 3
Coding region: 1-1209 (402 amino acids)
Biological process (GO): oligopeptide transport; transmembrane transport
Cellular component (GO): membrane
Molecular function (GO): dipeptide transmembrane transporter activity
Source: RefSeq, a predicted model, not a curated record